UGACACUCCUGAUCUUGUACUCAAACAACACAAAACCAUGGACGAACAUAAAUGUAUCCAACAAGGAGAUGAAAACAAGAAAGAAGGAGAAGAGGGAAGGCCUGAAAACGAAGAGAAUCGAGGCUUCAUCUGUCCUGGAUCUCCCAGUUUCAGAGUUUAUUUUGUUGAAGAAACACAAGAUGACAAAGCAAAUGUUGAAAUGAAAGAUGCAGGUAUUGAAGAUGUCUCACACAAGAAGUCGCCAAGUCAUGAGAGCGUUGAGAGCGCCACUAGUGCAAAAUCUGCCGAGGACCAGGAGAACAAGGUGAUGAAGAAAGGGAAAAAAGGAACGACUUUCAAUAGAGUCAUCAGUAAAAAAAGACCAGUUGGCGUUGGAGUGAAGAAUCUGUUGAAUGUUAAAUCUUGCUAUCAUUUAAGUUGUUCGGGAAAUGACAGAGCCAAUCUUCUAGCUAGAAAAGCCGAAGCUUAAGAUUUUCCUAGCAAUGGAAGGGAUAGUUUG
Benincasa hispida (wax gourd) is the source of this 499-nucleotide messenger RNA. Its product is annotated as nuclear polyadenylated RNA-binding protein. Lineage: Eukaryota; Viridiplantae; Streptophyta; Magnoliopsida; Cucurbitales; Cucurbitaceae. The record is from RefSeq and is a predicted model, not a curated record.